UUCACUUGCAGCCUGCUCUGAGGUUUCAGAUUUACAGUCCGACAGGAGCAGGGUAACAAUCACCAUGCCCCCCCCCCACACACACACACAGAGGGCUGCUGCCGGAACAGACAGAAGAACGAGAGAGGGGGAGAUCCACUCGACUGUUUGCAGAGUUGAAAAGACACAUGAAACUUCUCUCAGAAAGGAUCAACAUUCUGAAUGUGGACGACAACUGAAAAACUCGACUUAAAUGAGGAAUAUUAGACGUGGACAGCAGAAGUUCAGAACUUUGGAGACGAUCACAGGUAUUUUGCGGAGUUGCUGUCUCCUUUUCUUCUCGGCAUUUCCUAACAUAAAAACACACGGGACAGUCAUAAUUAUAUUCUAGUUUUUCCUGCUUGUUGCACACAGUUGGAUUAACAAUUAAAACCUGGAUUUUUUUUUGACACUCCGGAACAUGGCUGAGGAGGAAGCCUUCAGUCUGCAGACGUUCCAGACUCACCAGUUAAAGAUGAAUAAUAGCGUGAACUGCAAUAAGAGCGAUGGAUUUAAGUACCCUCUGUACAGCUCGGUUUUCAGCCUGGUUUUUGUAAUUGGACUUUUUCUCAACAUGGUGGCUGUAUAUAUUUUUGGCUGUACAUUGAAGCUGCGAAAUGAGACCACGACAUACAUGAUAAACCUUGUGGUUUCAGACUCUCUCUUUGUUCUCAGCUUGCCUUUUCGGAUCGUUUACUUCAUUAGACGCGAGUGGUUAUUUGGAAGUGUACUCUGCAAGAUCUCGGUGGCCCUAUUUUACACCAACAUGUAUGGCAGCAUCCUCUUCCUCACCUGCAUCAGUGUUGACCGCUUCCUGGCCAUUGUGCACCCAUUCCGGUCACAGGCUAUCCGCACUAAGAGGAAUGCCAAACUGGCCUGCUGUGUGGUAUGGGUGAUGAUUCUUUCUGGGAGUAUACCCACAGGGUUUCUUUUGGAAACCUCUUCAGAAGAAAAUGUCAACUCAUCCUCAAACUUCUGCUUUGAAAACUACUCCAAAAAACAGUGGAAGACUGAGCUGUCGAAGGUGGUGGUGUUAAUUGAGACUGUGGGCUUCGUCAUCCCGUUGAUGCUCAAUGUGUUCUGCUCGGUCAUGGUGCUGCGGACACUAAGGAAACCGCAAACCAUUAGCCGUGGGGGGAGCGUCAACAAAACAAAAAUCCUGAGGAUGAUCUUUGUGCAUCUGUUCAUCUUCUGCUUCUGCUUCAUCCCCUACAAUAUCAAUCUCAUCUUCUACGCCCUGGUGCGCUCCAAUGUCCUGAAGGGAUGCGAUGCAGAACAUGUGGUCAGAGCUAUCAACCCUAUAACUCUGUGCAUAGCAGUGACCAACUGCUGCUUUGACCCAGUCAUUUACUACUUCACUUCUGAGACCAUUCAGAGCUCCAUCAAACGCAAGUCCACAGUGUGGCACAAUGGGGCUCGGCUAUUCGAGAGACUGCAGGGGGACAGCACACAAAGCAGCCCAAUCUCAUCACCAAAAAUCCUGACACUAAGGAGUCUCAGGUCAAAAAUGUCUGUCAGUGAGUCAACAGUCUAAUGAAAAGUCAAUUAUGUGACAUGAUUAUUAAUUCAUGUGAAACUCAAAGCACAAGGGUGGAAACAGAGUGGCCUUAAAGACCAUAACAACACAGACAACUGUUUCUAAGGAGACUCUGGACACCAAGGAGAGUUUUGACUGGGACUCAUGACGCCGAGACAAGUCAGACAUCGGAGUGUGUUGCGGCAUUAAUACCGUUUGGUACUUUCACAAUUCACAAUGCAUUUGUGAGAAAACAAGUUGGAAGAAGAAUGUGCAUGGUGCUUUUGCACAAAAGACAUUGUACUUGUUCUGUAAAUUCUUUGAGCAGAUUUUAAUUUUGGAAAAUUCUUAAGCAAUACUGAACCAGUAUAACUUUUUAUAUGAACUGUGCUGUGGAGUUUUUAAGCAUUUGUGGCCUCAGAAAAGGCUUUUAAGCACUUUAAAUAGCAGCAAGUUAAAGCAUGUAUCCGUUAUACUGAAAGAAAAUAAAAAGUUAUUAAUUUAUGUUUUUGGAGUUUUAAAUUGACUACUUCAGAAAUGUCUGACAUUAGAAAGCUUUCAGUUGUGUGUAUGCCUCAUUGGGUGCUACCAAUCUAUCACUUAUCUGGAUCAAUUAGUCAUACAGGUACGAUCAACACAGCAACACAAACUGUGCUUGGCCAAUUCCAUGACUGCACAAUGACUCAAUAGUUUUCAAAGACAGAUUACAGGUGCGGUCAAUGAUUGAAAGGCAACGCUGCACUAAUGCAGCCUUAUCUGGAUAACUGGGCUUUUCUGUAGAGAAUGUGGGAAGGAUAAAAACUAAUUUAGAAUAAGCAACACAAACUAAUAGUGAAAACACAGCUCACAGUGGUAUAUGUGGAACGGUGGCUUGGUAUAUGGUGUUGCUUGAAUGCAGCUUGUUUCUUCUUGUAAAAGUUGUGCGCUGCAAGACUCAGCACUACUGCAUUCCUGUUGUGUUGCCCCGAGGGUCUGCGCUGUCAUGGGUAGUCUCAUCAUCACUACGCACAAGUGAGAAAGAUUGAGAAACCGAAGCAGACGAGCGACAACAUGCCUCCCGAAAGAGAAGAACGUUUCCAGAAAACAGUACAAAGGUAGUGGAUGCAAUCGUGAGUCAGAACUGGUGACUAGUGCAGAACAUCAUUGAGAUAAAUAAAGGAUUUAGCAAUUUCUUUAAAAGGGAUAGUUCACAGGAGCAGUAUGGAGGCAUGUUAGGUUUUCUUCUCUUGUUUUAUUACGUCUGAACAAGAGGUCGCCUUGGCUGAAACACUGUUUACCCCUGAAACUCCUAAAGUGUUUUAUCGCAUCAGCAUAGUGGGAGUAGAUAAUGAGUGAAUUUUCAUUUUUGGGUGAACUAUCCCUUUAAGUCUUCCUUUGACAUGUUUGACUCCUUACACUACUACACUUCGUGCAAAUUCACUUACCUUUAGAAUGCAAAUGGACCUUCUCCACCCUGAACAAAUAUUUGUACGAGACAAAUGGUUUUGUUUUUAAAAAAAAUGAAUCUGAUUCUGAUUAUUGAUUAAUGACAUUAUUUGUAUAAAGGGUUUAUUGAACAGUAAAAACCAUUUAUUCUCAAUUAUAAUCUUCGUUGAUAAACAUA
Molecule: messenger RNA, 3137 nt
Organism: Hippoglossus stenolepis (Pacific halibut)
Lineage: Eukaryota; Metazoa; Chordata; Actinopteri; Pleuronectiformes; Pleuronectidae
Product: lysophosphatidic acid receptor 6
Exons: 1
Coding region: 440-1552 (370 amino acids)
Biological process (GO): positive regulation of Rho protein signal transduction; phospholipase C-activating G protein-coupled receptor signaling pathway
Cellular component (GO): membrane
Molecular function (GO): lysophosphatidic acid receptor activity
Source: RefSeq, a predicted model, not a curated record